GCUUCCUCGCCCCUCGCUCUUCGCCCGCCUCGCCCAGCGCCGUCGCCAUGGCAACCGCCUCCGCGCGCCCGCUCUUCCGGAUCCUGGCCCGAGCCGCCUCGGCCGGCCCCGCCGCCCCUUGCUGCUGCCCGCGCCUGCCCGGCCCGCGGGGGACUCGCCGGCUGCACCUCACGCCGCCCAGGUAGGCGGGGGGGGGGGUCCUCUGUCGGGCGGUGGAGCCUCCCUGGCCGGGCGCAGUCUACCUGAGGAGGAGGAGGAGGAGGAGGAGGAGAGUGAUAAUGGCCACUUCGAGGCUUCCCCCUCUCUUUCCCUGCUCCCCCCCCCGCGUGUCCCGGCUUCGCCCGGCCGCCGCUUUGGGAGAGGAAAGGGGGCAGGAGGGCUGGCGGCGACCCCCCCCGCGACCCCCGGCCCAUCUCUGCCCCGCCGCUUCCCUCGGGGAGCCCCUCCCGGGCGGGCGGGCGGGCGUCGUGGCGCCACUCCCCCUGGCGGCGGCGCGGAGGGCGGCAGGCUGAUGAAAUCGCCCCGGCCGCUUGCAUGGCUCGGCCCCGAGCUGCUGCUGCUGCUGCUGCUGGCGCGGAGUUUCGCGCCGCCAGCCCGGGGUUGCUUCCGUGCCUCGGAUGGGACGGGUCCCGGGAAUGCUUCAGUAUGAUGGGCAUCGGAGGGGCAGGGGCGCCCCAAGGCUUCCAGGAGCAAAGAGGUGGAGGUGCAGUGUGUGGUGUAAUGGUUAGUGUUGGGCCAGGAGACCCGAGGUCACUGCACUCCCCGGGGGCUAGCAGGCACUGUCUCUCAGCCCGCCCUACCUCGCAGGGUUGUUGUGGGAGAUUAUACGAGGAGGGGGAGAACCACAUGCGCUGCCUUGAGCGCUUUGGAGAAAAAAAGGUGGGCUAUUAAAUAAAUACAUAAAUAGUCGUUGCUUGAAAAGGAGUACGGAAUCCUGUCCCUAGAAACCUGCUGAAGUGGAGGGUGCGGGUCCCAAGACUUUCAAGGGCAAAGUGUGGAGCCUUAAUUGGGAAAGGGGCACCUGUCAUCUUUCUCUCUCCCUGGUGCUCUUAUCGCUUGAGGAAGCCUGGUCUGCUAGCAUGCAGGAUAAUAUUCUGCAGUUGCACUUUCCUCACUUUAUGAAAAGCAGCUUUGAGAACUUGGUUGGUGUUGGGAAAACAAGUUUCCCAGGCACUUUUUGAGAUUCUGGAAGUUUGAAGAGUGUGCAAAAGGAAUGUGUGAGAAAGAUGAUUUCUUUCCACAGCAGAUUUGACCCGUGGGUAUCAGUGUACCUGAUUCACCAAGACCCAUUGCAUGCUAGCCAAAACCCCAGCAUGGUUGGCUCACAGUAGCGGCAAGGGGGUUUCCUGCCUCACUGCAGCAAGAAGUGAAACUUGCUUCGGAGGCUGCACCAAAAUAUCCUCCAUUGUUUGCACAGAGAUAGUAGCUUGAUUAAAAUGCUUUUGCCUGAAUAUAUUUAAAUGUUCUUCCAAAUGGGCUCUGUGAAGUCAUUCUACUGAUACUGCAGUGGCAAUUGCAUGUAGAAUUGGGCAUUUUCUAUUUUUUAGAGCAAGAGAAGGCCUGAUCUUGUUCUGGAGCUCAUCCUUCUCUUACUCUUCAUAGUGCCUAUGAAGUUAUGUAAUGCCUUUGUGGCAGUUGUUCGUGUGAAGUUUUUAGCUCCCUUGCAUUCUUGCUCCAUUUUGCCAACUGUUGGCUGUAGAGCGCAUGCAUUCGGCUGUGCCCCCUCCCAUGUCCCUGUCCUUUUGUUAGGCUUCUGCCUCCCAUGAGAUCUGUGAACCUUUAAGUGUUGGGUCAGAUAGCCUGGGAAUAAGUGUAAGCUGCUCUGUGGGAAAGUAAUGAAUUUCCAACAAGACACUACUAAGCUUUUUGAGGAUCAAAUGCUUUAAAAACUCUCUGCUUGCAGGAAUGAAGCAGUUGUCAUUUCUGGGAGGAAGCUGGCCCGGCAGAUCAGGCAAGAAGCCCGUCAUGAAGUGGAGCAGUGGGUUGCAGAUGGAAACAAAAGGCCCCAUCUCAGUGUGGUUCUAGUUGGUGAAAACCCUGCCAGCCACUCCUAUGUCCUGAACAAAACCAAGGCUGCGGCUGAUGUAGGUAAGUCUUUCCUGGCCAGCGUCUUCUGCAGUAUUAGUCAUUGCACUAUUGCUGGCAGAAAAAGGGUCUCAGAUGAGUGUCGGUCCCCAUAACUCAGUUUGGUUUGUCUCUCCUCCUGACCAUCUCCUGGAGCCUGUCUCAGCUGCUGCUUCCUCAGCUGCCCUUCGUUUUGAGCAGUGUAACCUCGCCUUACCUCAGGAAUACUGGCUGCAAGUGGUUCCCAGGGUUUAAAAGAGGCAUCCUUCCUGGCCCUACCUGGACACACCCAAGACUGAACCUGGGAUCUUUUGUAUGCAAAGCAAGUGCUCAGCUGCUGAGCUACAGGCCUCCUCUAAAUUUUGGGCAGUGAAGGGGCUGGGGUGCAGACGGGUGUGCCUGUCAGCUAUAUGGCAGACUGCAGCAGGGUUUGGCCAAUGCACUCUCUCCCCCACCACAGUCCACUUAAUUUUGUUUUCUCUGGUUUCUGCCAUCUCAUCCCUAAUGCUGCUGCUCUAAUAAUCCUGCUUCACUUUUGUGUCAGUAAUUGUUUCAAAGCUUGAGGUGGGAAAUUGAAGUAGGACUUGAAAAGUUUCAAGCUGAAAAAUGCAGCAGGUAUUGCCUCUUUAGUACUUCCUGCUACUAUGGUGGUAUUAGUAGCAACAGCAGAGAUCUAAGCGCUUUAAAACAAUAUUUUGGGUUGCUGAGCUUUGUCAGAACUCUGUCUAGGCAGCAGUUGCUUUUGGGGCUUCACUCUAGAUGUGACUUUUGAGUGGAAAAUGUAAAAGGAGAAAGACCCCAGGGCUUGGCAGCCACUUGAGGUUUUCAUUUCACUGGUCAGAUUGCAGUUACUGGAUCUUCACUGCCUCAUCCACUCUUGCACUCUUGCUGUAGUUUGACAUGAGGACAGUGGGCCUCAUGUAUCCUAAAGAAUGUACACAACAUUUUUGCACUGUUAAGCAACUCUGGUAUUCAUAGCUUCGUUUAGCUGGCUCCAGCAGUUCCCUUGCAUAGUUUGCAAGCCUGCAAAGUGUUUUGGGAGGGGAAAUGCUAACCAGGGGCAAAAGGCACAGGCUCACUGUCCAGAUGUAGGAUCAUAUAUAAAGACACUUGUGCUUCACCAACUUGUGGACAAUGUCACAAUUAAAAGCCCUUCCCCAUAGUCCAGGACACUUUUCACUAGAAAAGCCAAAAUGGGGUGUUGCUCACUGCAUCUAUUAUUUCUUUUGCUUCUUCAGAAUACUUUUCUAACAAACAUUGCAAAAUCUAUUGUAUUCUGCAUUUCCAUCUGGAUCUGUUCUGUAUCUUAAUUUUGUGUGUGCUGCUGUUUGCCUAUUGUGUUCCUUCUCUCCUGUAUUUUUCCUCCAUAAUGACUUUUUAAAAAAUUGUAAAUGGCUUUGGACCAGGAUUCUAUUUGAUUUCUCCCCUCCUGCCCCCCAAAUAAAACAGAAUAAAGUUUACACUGGAGCCAUUCCUUGACUUAUACUCAUGAAGUAUGGUUUACCAACUUCAAUCGUCUUUUGACCCUCUUUCAUCACUUUUGGUACUUGUAGGAAUCAGCAGCGAAACGAUCCUGAAGCCAGCCUCCAUCACUGAAGAGGAGUUGCUUGAUUUAAUCAGCAAGCUAAACAAUGACAGAAAUGUAGAUGGCCUCCUGGUUCAGCUCCCUUUGCCUGGUGAGUGCCGUGCUUUAGGAGAAGCUCUUCAUCCAGCAUCCCUAGACACAGACCCAUAAGUGUCAGCUUCUGAUUUCCCCCUCCGUUCAUCCUGUUCCUGGGAUUACAUGCAUCUGACUCCUUGCACUAAAAUCUCUCUCCCCCCCCCCCCCACUUUCCCCUCCAGAGCAUAUCGAUGAGAGGAAGGUCUGCAAUGCUGUGAACCCAGAGAAAGACGUGGAUGGCUUCCAUGUGGUGAAUGUGGGCCGGAUGUGCCUUGACCAAUACUCCAUGCUGCCAGCGACACCUUGGGGCGUGUGGGAAAUCAUCAAGAGAACGGGUAGGUGUUUGUGUGCAAAUACUGCUGACCUUGAGUCGCUUGAAAGAAGGCAGAGCCUGACUUGGGUGUGCUGUGUUGCAGGGAUUCCGACCCUCGGCAAGAACGUGGUUGUGGCUGGACGGUCAAAGAACGUGGGGAUGCCCAUUGCCAUGCUGCUUCAUACGGAUGGGCGGCACGAGCGCCCCGGAGGUGAGGGUCUGGGGGGCCUUCAAGUGGGAGCUGCUUUUCCCAGGGAUUCUUUUCCUCUUGGUCCACUUUCCUGGUGAGACGGAGGCUUUUAUGAUAUUUGCAGGAGGCAGCAAGUCAUGUUUGCUGCGAGUUCUUGUCGCUGUGUGGCCCCAGACUGACAGGUCCACUGUGAUACUGCCUCUUGCUUGCCUGGAUAGAAAAGGGUGGAGGGUGUUGCAGGGGUGGGGGCUGCAUGUGCAAAACUGGCUUUUACAUUACAAAGUUAAGAACCACACUGGUCGCUCCACCCACUGCCUGCAUGUUGCCCAUAUAACCCUUGCGUUAUAUGGAAGGUGUGCCUGCCCCACAUUUUCCCUUCAGCUGAAGCCUUUAACUCCGAAUCGUUAAACUGUUGUUGUUUUUUAAUGCGCUUUUUCUUGAGGCGCUGGGAGGUCUUAGUGGGAGUAUACAAAGUAAUCAAACCCAAACUGUUUCAUGAGGCGGGUGCGAGGAGUGCAGACUCUGUGGGUGGUAGGAGCAUGUGGCGAAUUGCCAGAUGAGACGCAGCCCCAUUCCACCUCCCUAGCCGCCACUUGCCCUUCCGAAGGCCGUUGGAGGCUUCUGCCAGGAGGCCCAGUGUGUCCUGUUCUCACUGUAACUUUUCUUUUCAGGGGAUGCAACGGUAACCAUCUCUCACCGCUACACUCCAAAGGAACAGCUCAAGCAGCACACGAUUCUUGCUGACAUUGUGGUUGCAGCUGCAGGUAAGAUUCUGGGUGUCUUCUUUAAGAAAAAGAGCCGGAAAGCAGAAGCCCUUGAAGAACACGGCUGCCAUUCCUGUAGUGGCCAUGCUAAGAAUAACUAGGAAGGAUUCCCCUAGGAGUCUGAAUGCCGACGCUUCUGCCUGUGGAAUUUCACAUGCUGCUUCAAGCAGAUGGCUGUUGGCUUGCAAUGGCUGCCCUAUGUUAUGAUGGAUGACAGGCACCCUUUGUCAAGCUCUUGGGCUUUGUCCUGUGGACGUCUGCCUGUGGCCGCAUUAAAUGAAGAUCGGUAGCUGCCUUAGAUGUUACAUGCCGAAAUGAAAGUGAAUGAAUUAAAAUGUUAACCCCUGAAAUGUUGCAUUGCAGGCAUCCCUAAUCUGAUUACAGCCGAUAUGAUCAAAGAGGGAGCUGCGGUUAUUGACGUUGGCAUAAACAGAGUCCGGGACCCUGUUACUGCAAAACCAAAACUUGUUGGAGAUGUGGAUUUUGAAGGUAAGCAGGGUGCUUUGUAUUUGGACCUCCAGUCCUCACAGUGUCUGAUCUUGCCUUGCCUUAGGCCACCUGAGGCCAUGCAGUUGUUUUGGUGUACGCCUCCGAUCCAUCUUGUUCUGACUGGGGCUGAUAGGAAUUGUAGUUCAAAACAUAUUGAGAGCGGCGGGUUGGGGAAGGCUGGGUUAGGCAGAUAGGCUCCUGCUGUCUCAGCUAUCCUUGGGAGGGUUGCAGUUUUGAACGAGCUGCAUAGCUUCUCCUAUAAGGCAGUGGGCUAGCUUGAUGCAGAAUAUAUCCGGUUACUUGAUAUCUCACAUAAAAAAAGAUUGUAAUUCUUCCUUGUAACUUCAUCCUGCAACUUCUGGAUGGAGCAGCUGGUGGGCUGCGAAUUUUGAAUCUGGUGCGUGCUCUUGGCAGCACGGAGUGGACUCUUGCGUGUGACCUUGUUUCAGCGAGUAAUGGCAGGAGUUCAAAUUUCUGAAAGCUUUAGCACAUGCAGCUCUUGAUACUGUAAAUAUCAGCUUAGCUAACGUAUUAAGACAGUUUGCCCGGCAGAGAAACACCUAGAUCUGGCCAGUUUUGUUGUAAUGUAAGGAUGGGCAGCUGCCCAGAACUCCUGCUGAAUGUACACCACUGUGUGGUUUGGGGCUUCUGGCAAAAGGGCCUGACUCCCUUUCCACUGUUGCCCUCGCAGGACUUCUCCUACCAAUUACUCUGGCUGAUAAUAUGGAAAUACUCUUAACUAUGGAAGGCAUCUAGAAUGGAGAAUAUGAGGGGUGCAGGCAGUGGACUUUGAAGGACACUGUAGCUCCUUAGGGUUUGUUUGUUUUUUGGUAAAGGUUAAUAAGGAUUCUGAACCUCUUAUAGGACAAGGAUACAAAUUAUGGGUAUGUUAUCUCACAAUGCUAAGUUUUAGAUAUUUCGUUUUUGUUUUAUUUGGCAACUAGCAUGGAGACAAAAGCUCAGAGGUCUCUGAAUCUGGGAGAGGUCUAUGGUGGCUUUCCAGUGGUCAGGGGAAGUGGCAGUGGGGCUGUCAGCAGCACCUGUGGCUCUUACUUUGCCCUGCUUGGUCCCCUUGCCCCAACAUUCACACUGUUGUGUCACCACAGCCUUUCCCAGCCCAGAUUUCAGGGUUAGCUUCUUUGGGGCAGCCUCCCUCUGCACCCCCCCAUCUUCUGUGAUGGCUCUCUGCCUGUGGAAUACUCUCCCCAUGGAGACUUGCCUGAUGCCUUUCUACAUAUCUUUAAGAGCCAGGCGAAAGCAUUCCUCUUCUCCCAGGCCUUUGGCUAAUUAAACAAUCUAUGGCCUUCUAAACUGUGUGUGUGGGAUUGUUUUUGUUUGUUACUAUGGUAUACAUUUUUAUGUUAUAUUGUAAACUGCCCUUUGAUUCCUGGGUGAAGGGCAGUAUAGAAAUACAGCAACAAUUUUGUCCUUGAUUCGCCUCUGUCCUGCUUGCAGCCUCCUCCUAGGGAUUUUGACACUUGUUUUCCUUCUGUGCUCCAUCAUCUCCUUUCCUCCUUUUCUCCAGGUGUGAAGCAGAAAGCCAGCUACAUCACUCCAGUCCCUGGUGGGGUUGGGCCCAUGACAGUUGCCAUGCUGAUGAAGAACACCAUCAUUGCUGCAAAAAAAUUGUGGCGGCCUCAGGAGCUGGAAGCCCUAAGUGCCUAAUGCUGGACUUCCUAGGGGCAAGCAGCAGCAGCAUUCCAAAUCUCUUCCCAAACACAGCCUAAGGGACAAUGCAAUAUUUAUUUAUUGGCUGAAAGGGCAUCAGAGAGUCUCGCUCUGGAGUAUUUAUUUUAAAGCAAUUUUUUUCCAAGGCAAAAGGGUCCAACAUGAUACAUGAUUCCGAUCAUUUAAGCGUCUGCGUUUAUGUGCAGGAACCAAGCUUGAGGUUAGGAUAGAGGGGAGUGAUUGUGCUAUCUCUCAAACCCAGUAGGAAGCUGUAACUGAGGGCCAAGUGUGUGUGUUCAUUGUACAAAAUGUCUUAGUGUGUACAGUGGUGCCCUGCAAGACGAAUGCCUCGCAAGACAAAAAACUCGCUAGAAGAAAGGGUUUUUCGUUUUUUGAGCUGCUUUGCAAGACGAUUUUCCCUAUGGGCUUGCUUCGCAAGACGGAAACGUCUUGCAAGUUUGUUUCCUUUUUCUUAACACCGUUAAUACAGUUGCGACUUGACUUCGAGGAGCAACUCAUAGAACGCGGUGUGGUAGCCUUUUUUGAGGUUUUUAAAGACUUUGGUGAUUUUUGAAGCUUUUCCAAAACUUUCCCGACACCGUGCUUUGCAAGACGAAAAAAAAUCGCAAGACGACAAAACUCACGGAACGAAUUAAUUUCGUCUUGCGAGGCACCACUGUACAUGGUGCAAUUUCAAUUCACCAACCUCUGCUGAACCCAGGAGAUACUAUGUUAUCUGCUAGGAUUAUACCACAGCUAUUCUGGAGUCAUAAUGUUGCUAUUUUCUACAAAGCCUUAUUUGUAUGACCUUUCGAAGCUCUUGUAACAAAAGUUCUCAGUUCCUAAACAUUUUUUUUGAAGAUGGAAUGGACUCAAAAGCUAGACAGUAUUUUGAGAUAUAGUGUUGUGUUAGCCUGCAAAAACAUGGGUGAAGUUCGCUGUGCCUGUUCAAGCUUGCUUGCUAUUUACAUGGGCUGUUACUGGAGCUUGGAGGUUGCAUCUGAAUAAAAGCGAUUCACAUAGCACAUUCAAAUGUUUGCAUUCCAAUGUGUGCACUGACAAGGGGGAUCUUAAUUGUGCAGCAGCCGAAGAAGAAUAGUAACUCGGUGGUAAAGCGUAUGUGUUGUGUGCCAAAGGUCCCAAGUAGUAUCCCUGGUAUUUGUGUCCCCAGGUUUUUUUGAAUACCAAAUCUCCGUGUGACCCAUGUGGUUUUUUUACAGUCUGGUAAGAGUCCCAUUUUUUGUGACACUUGACAUUUCCAAUAUGUGACUACAUCUGAUAACACACUAUUACUCUCUCUCUCCAACCUGGUGCCUUCUAGAUAUGUGGUCAACAGUGCCCAUCAACCCCAGCAUCAUCCAGCUAUGCUGGCCAUGAGUCAUGGGAAUUGUAGUCUAAAGCAUCUACAGGGGCACCAUGGUGUGGAAUCCUGACUUACAGCACCUAAGUCAUUUUAGAUGGUAUAAAUCUGAGAAUCCUUAGCAAAAUACUGCAUUGGCUCUUGAAGAUGAACAUGAUUUUCAUGAGCACAACACAAAUGGAAGAGGUUCAAAAAUUUAUUAGACUAUAAAUGUUACUAUAGUAGCAAUGUAAUAGCUCUGGGGCUGAAAAUCUUUUGCUUUUGAAAUUGUGUGUGUUUGUAGUGGCACUGAGCACCGCGGUGCUAAGUAGCUGAUGGUGGGAGUAAUAGAUUUCACAAGCACAGGUGCAUGAAACACUUGGCUUCCACAAACAGCCUUUUGAUUUACAAAUCCUGCUAAAACUUUAUAACAGUAUUGUUAAAGCAGCCUCUACUAAGCAGUACACAGUAGUGGUACAAAAUAAGUAAGGAAAAUAUACAAGGCUAUGUUCAAGUUCAAGUUGUUCUUGCAGCCUUCACUGGCUUGGCACCUUCCAGUGGUUUAGGAAUCCAAAUCCUACGAACCUCCACUAGCCUGGCCACGCUACAACGGACUGAUGGGGCACAAGUUUCAGGGAGGCUAAGUUAAUUCUAUUUAGAAGUUGUUGCCCAGGCAUAAAACACUGUUUUGUUGAAUUUUGUCCAACAGUUAAUGGGUACUUGAUUGACAUAAUAUGAUAAAUAGGAUGCUAAAUUCAAGUUUUUCUUUUGUUUUGACUUCAGUAUUUACAAAGUUACAAGGAAAUCACCAUUAAGUUCACACAGGUUCAAACCAGGUGCAAUAUUUAGCAGGCCAGAAUAUUCUGUACAUAAGAGUCCUGCUUUAGAAGUAAAGUAUCCUUUCCAAAGAAAAUAUCAAGUCUUUGAAACUGCACAAUAGGGAAGAAAUGGUAACUGAAUUUUUUUUGGUUCCAAGAUGUUUUUUUCUGACAAGUAGAAGGAAUGAUCUUUAAGCCAGUUAAGGCCAACAGCAAUCAGCAAACUAUCAGAUAGCUUGACAGCCAGGUGACAAGCCACACACUCACAUUUCUGUUGUAGAUCACCUUUUUCUGUGACACGUGUGUGAUGCUGUUUGGGUGGUCCUUGGCUAAGGGACAAUUUCUAAAGCCUUUAAAAGUUCUUGUGCUCCUUUUAUCUGGGUCCUCACCUCCUACUGAGCAGAGUGGGGGGGGGGACUUCUGUUGCAACAGAAUAAUAAAGAUCUGCCUUGCUUUCACUGGAUCCAGCCUCAGCUCAUUCUUCUCUUGACCAAUAAUAGCUCAGUUGGUUAGAGCAAUAGUGUAGAUAAUGCAAAGAUUGCAGGUUCAGUCCCUGUAUGGAGCAGCUGCAUAUUCCUACACUGCAGGGGGUUGGUCCAUUCCAACUCUAUGAUAACAAACUUGGGGGACUUAAGUCCCUUAAAAGGGAUGUUAGGCUGUUAAAGCCCACCCUCCAAUUUCUUGGGGCAGUGGUAUUGGCACACACUGAGGGAGGUAUCUCAUGGCACUAUGGUUGGCCAGGGAUGCCAUGCUGGGAACCCCCAGCUCUUAACAGAAAACACUCAUUCACUAAGGGCUUACCCACAUUUCCUCAUGUUCAGAUGGUGAAGGUGACCAUUCUCUUGGAACCAGCUUGGGGCCUUCAUGGUAAAUGCACAAACAACCAGCAUUUCUCAUGAAGGAAUUCCACAGGAGGUGUCUCCUUGGGCAAAUUGUUGAGAGUCAUCAGAAGUCCAAAUCUGCUUUGCUGCAACUGGAUUCUGUUGCUCCUCUGCCUUCGUCAACAAGCAUGUGCAGCAUUCAGAUAAAUGAUACGUCAUUUGAAGAUGGCAGUAAUCCGGCUCCUCCUGCCUCUGCAAUACUAUGGUUGAUAGUGAGAGAGAGGCUUUUUCUACAGGAGUGGAAGGUUUUAUACGCUUAGCUACCAAGUGAAUAAAAAAGCUACUGGCUCCACUGAGAGAUGUCCUACUGAAAUCCAUGAGCCUUCAGAGGAAAAGACCAGCAGGUCCAAUUGGAAGGAACUGCUGCAGACCACAGGGAAGAGCUGACUGAAGACAUCCAAGUCCAAAAAUGAUACUGUUCCUCCAGCCAAGGAGCUCAAGUUCUAAUAAGUUCCUUUGUUCCCACAGACUUUUAAAGUCCUAUUUCCAUGUUGCUUGGAUGGAUCUUAAGUUGGAGAUCUAGGGUCAUCAUGGCACGUGACCAAGCAGGAUGGAAUGUCACAAACUCUCUAAUUUUCUGAUGCUAAAUGUGUAUAUAUAUAUAUAUCUACAUACAAAGGAC
Molecule: messenger RNA, 10808 nt
Organism: Podarcis lilfordi (Lilford's wall lizard)
Lineage: Eukaryota; Metazoa; Chordata; Lepidosauria; Squamata; Lacertidae
Source: the annotation of a GenBank genome assembly